GCUGUCCAACGCCGCCUCGGCCGCCCGGGCGGAGACCACGAACAACAAGUACCUCUCUACUCCACAGAUGCUGUCGAAGAUGAACGCGCAGGUAAGGGAUAAGUGGAAUCUCCGAGAUCGAGCGAGGUACUGGGAGCAGAGGGUGGAGGAGUCCGCGAAGGACGACAUCGUCAUUCACCCCGGGGAGGACGAUGAUCAGGGCCGUCGGCUACACGAGGCUCUGAAGACCGAGGACGUGGAGGAGCUGUUCGCCGACAUCCCGGAGGAUUCAUAUGAGAGGGCGCUGGUCGACCACAUGAUGGACCGCAACGAGCGCGAGGGGCCCAAGAAAGGUUGGCGCUACUCACCGAAAGUGGUUCGGUGGUAUUGUUACGCCUUGGCGAAGAUGGGCAAGGCUGGGUACGCGCUCAUCCGAGACAUCCUUCAUCUCCCGAGCAUCUCUACCGUCAACAGGGCCAGGAGGGCGGGUCGUGGGACGGCCACUUGGGGACUUCAGCACGACCUGAUUGAGGCGCACGGGAAGAUGGCUGCCGAGGAGAACCUGGGUAGGUUCGACCUCGCUGGCAUCCUUUGCUGGGACUGUAUGCACCUCAACACCAACGGCUUCACAGUGCGCCCGAAUGGAGGAGGGAUUUCUGGCCUGGUGUCCGGUGACUCAGUCUUGUACCACCCGCUGGAGGCCGUGCAAGGUGUUGACAAGACCAUCAGCUUGGAAGACACCCUCGAGACGUUCAUGGCGACCCAGUACCUGGAGGUGUGGUGGGUUAGCAUCGGGAACCCGAAGUACAAGUUCUGCGUCUACCGGGAAGCGGUGAGGGGCCUGAGCGGGCCCAAGAUCUCGCGCAUGCUCGAUGAGAUCAUGCUCAGGUUGUACGAGGCCCAUCCGGACAAGAAAAUCGACGUCAUCGGCACCGUCUGUGAUGGUGCCGGCGAGCACCGUUCAUUCCAGACGAAGCUCGCCACCUCAACCUUCGGUGAGUGGGCCGAUCCGAAGUCGCGGUUGGAGGAGCGCUUCGCGGACUUCCCAAUGGCCUUCAACCACCCCCACCAUGGCGAACCGGUGUUCAACAUGUCCGGCCCCCCGCAUCUCCUGANGGUCGUCAACGCUCUUUGGUACAGCAGCCUCCCCAGCAAGCAGCGGCACCUCAAGAACCUGUUCUGGAACCGCGACACGGAGGAGUUCGAGUGGGUGUCGUUCUCUCUCAAGACCCUGGAGACCGUAUGGGUAAACGAGGAGCGCGGCGGUGGGUCUCUUUCAGCGGCGGAGGUGGCUUCGAACCUCCGCCGUUUCCUCAAGUUCGAGCCGGAAAUGCUGGACAGGAACAGCCACAACUGCAUGAGCGUGAGGCUGUCGGCCAAGUGCGUGUCCCGGACCGCAGUUUACGUCUGUGGCUGCGCCCAGGAGAAGCUCGCUUCUCCCAACGGAGAAAUCGCGUGUUACGCGGAGCUGGCCGAAGUGAUGAACGACUUCUUGGAUAUCAUGAACGGCGUCUACGGGCUCAACGAGGUGGAACGCAAGCAGGGGGGGAACAAGCGCAAGGGGUACAUCACCGGCGCGGACAGCCCUCUGUUGGGAAGGCUCUUGGAAAUCCUUGAGUUCUUCGACUCGUGGCAGGUCAGCCUCGAGGCGCACUUUGGCCCAAAGGAGUGGGCGAACCACUUCAUCACCGACUACUCGUGGACCGACAUGCGCACAACAAUCCUUGGAUUCGUGGCGAUGUGUCGCUAUGUGUUCAAGGACGAGGACCUCGUGAGCGGGGGGCGCUUCUUGUACCCCCGCAUGUUCAGCCAGGACAUCCUCGAGCACAGGUUUGCGCACAUCCGGUCUGGUCGGGGGACGCACAAGAACCCGACGGCCAUGCAAGCGAUCGAAGCUGCAAGGGCUGGAGACACCGCGCGGAUGUUCCAUGGCACAAGGCGGCGCAACUCUUCGAGGUCGGCUGGUAUGGCGUUCCAGCUCGAAGAUUCGCAGGGAGUGCGCGCUGCAUUCCCUGCGAACGCUUCUGAGCGCGCCCAAGUAGUAAGAGCCGAGACGCGGGACGACGCACACCAUGUUUUCGAGAGUCGCAGUUUCAGAUGUGCCGAGGGCUGUCCGUUGUGCUGGCUUUAGUGCGGUUGGGUGUCAGCGUAGGUAGCGACAUGCCCAGCAGCCAUGGGCACUUCGACUUCACGUUUUCUUCUACAUUUCCCCCCGGACUUGGUUGUACCAUGCACGUGCUCAGCCCGCAGGUUAUAUAGAUGGUGUGUGUGCGGUUGUGUUGUUUUCGGUGUUUGGCAUUAUGUCCUCGUUUGGGCGAUCGGAUAUUUUCAGUUUCUGUUCAUGUGCGCUCUCUUCCAUUUUUUUUUUCGUGGGGCGGGGCUUAUUCCUGUUUUGUGCUGUCGUGUGGCCGACUAUUCGUGUUUGCUUGUCUUUCGGCAUGGAAUAUUUUCGAGACGCAUGUUUUUGAGGCGCGUGGCGCUCGAUGUCUACCGGGCUUUACUUUGUGACGUUUGGUGUGGAGGGAUCUCGAUCGGAGUCUAGGUACAUAGCUGAACCUGCCCCGUCACCCUGAGGUUUUCGAUUUUAUUUGUUUUCUCGUUAUUUAUGGCACUGCUAAAUUAUCGUGAGCAGUCUCAGCUGGUUCCUUGCAGAUGACAAUGCAGUGGAGUGUAGUGUUAUGUUGAGCGGCCGAACGGUCGUGUAGGUUCAUGUAGUCGAUCGACACCCACGUGGUCCAACAGCACUGCUUGAUGUAUGUGGAUGCUCCCUACAACGACAUACGUGUUGGAGUCAUUUGUGUGGUACGCGGGCGUGGGAUUGGAACGGAAAAAUCAUUUCGAGGAUGAGCCAGGGCCCGUCGUGUCCAGUGUUGGGCACGCUGUCACGAAAGAGCGUAUGGGAGGAGCUCCGCACGAACACACCGGACAGUUUCGUGUUUCCAAGUGUCAUGACAAAAGGCGAUGGGCCGCAGUUGGUAGUAAGAGGGUGAUCGCCUCACCGAGGGACACAAACGUACAAGCAGGAGGUAUUUCGCCUUUCGUCCCCAUCUAUAUUUUACAAAAACGCACACAAACUGCCGUGAUGGCCGAAGAAGGAAGGGGGAUUCAAGAAGCCGUCCCCACCGUUGAAACCCGUACGCUAUGCUUCCUCUCGGUGUUUAUUUUCAUUUUACAUGUUAUCCUGCCCUACAUACAACUGACAACGAGCACAACCCUGCCGGUCGCGGCAGGGACCGGCCGGCAUCUCCGACCCACCCAACCGCCAGAAUAGUCUAUCUAACCAUAACCCCUGCUACAUCACUCAUCCAAACCAGUUGUCCGGUGGAUUUAUCGCUGGCUUGAGAGCUUCCAGACUGGGGUCUUUUGAGACCCCAGCGCGCGGUGCGUAAGUCUUCAACAUCUGCUUAAGCUCGUGCUUCGAAAACUUCGUCGGCGCCUUGCCGCGGCAUUCCUUGAUAUAGUCUCUGAGAUCAACAACCGUCAACCUCGCCGAGGUUUGGGGGCCGACGAACUUGUUCAGUUUGUCCUGACACGCCCUCUAUUCAGGGGUAAAUACCUUCGGCCCCUUGGGUGCGGAUUUGCUUGUUGGCGCAUGACGACCGGAACUACUGCCAACUCCCGCCUUCAACUUGUCCCUCAACGCCAUCUCUGCUUUUCGCUUUUUCAACGUCUUCUUUAAGCUCGUCAGCUCUUUGGCGAAAGCGAAGAUGCGGCAGUUGUGCCACUUCGACAAAAACAAAGCGAGCAGCUCGUCACAUUGCUUCUUGUGCCCCUUCCCCCCUGCGGGUCCGAGGUUAGGAUCCUCUACCCCACGUACACACUUCGCCCAUGCCUCCUUCACGGGACCCGCCAUGGACACCACCCUUUUUACUUCCGACGGGGAAACCUCCCAAAUACGUCGCCAACAGGGCGGGGUUUAGCAUCGAGAAUUUGUACCCAACCUCAAGUGCACGAACGAACAGGUAAAAGUCCUUCGACGGAAAGAUAAGACCCUUCCCAUCAAUCCGAAUGUUCCUCUCCUCGACCACAAGUUCCAAAUCCCUCAACUCAGGAUGCUUGUUUCGGAAUUCCGCUGCGGACUCAUACUUAUGGCUAUUGACAAACGGGAGGAAUUCCGGUCCAAGAGAACGCUGUCUCUUCACCCGCGAAAGAGCGGAACUCAAAAGCCACCCCCCAAUGUUGAACACGAGGCGCUGCUGGUGAACAUUCAUGUCCACGUGGCUAGUAGGAUAUGUCACUUUGAUGAGAUGGGCAUCGGUCAAGCGGUCGACGAGGAUCUUGUCAGCGACCU
Ectocarpus sp. CCAP 1310/34 is the source of this 4270-nucleotide messenger RNA. NCBI's taxonomy places the organism in Eukaryota, Phaeophyceae, Ectocarpales, Ectocarpaceae. The record is from the annotation of a GenBank genome assembly.